ACACACUCAAAAAAAAAAAAAAAAAAAAACAUAACCUGGUUCUUGUUUUCCAUAAGCAUACUCGGUACUUAUAAUUCAUUUCAUUCAUCCACCAAACUAAACUAUACUAUACAUAUCAAUUAAAGUUCUAUCUCUCUCUACUUUUCCAAUUGUCUCCAAACUCCACCACUUCCUUUUUUUUCUCUCAAUCUCCCACCCAUGAACCCGCCGUCGCCGCCGCCGCCGCCAGAAUUCUAUGGCGGAGCCCACGGGCAGCCAUCGCCGCCGAAGCGUGAGCUGAACCUCCAAGGCCCUCGGCCGUCGCCUCUGAAAGUGAGCAAAGACUCCCACAAGAUCAGGAAACCCCCACCAGUACCCCGGCCAACCCACACCCACGCCCACACAACAACGACGUCGUUUCCUUCUUCCUCCGACCAAAUCCGGCACGAGCCGGUCAUCAUCUACACCGUCUCUCCCAAGGUCAUCCACGCCACCGUCACCGAUUUCAUGUCCAUCGUCCAGCGUCUCACCGGAGCCGCCUCCCCCUCUUCUUCCUUCUCCGGCGCCGGCGACCUCUCCCCGGCGGCGAGGCUGGCCUCCAUAGAGAGAACAAGCCCCUCCGAGAGAGAAAGAGAGAGGGAAAGGGAGAGAGGCAGCGGUGAGGCUCUGAUGGAAAAGGAACUGGAAGAGUUCGAGAUGGGUCAGUUUCCGGGAAUACUUUCGCCGGCGCCGGCCAGUUUGCCGCCGGCGAUACCGCCUGGGCUCUUCUCUCCAGGGUGGGAUCCGCAAAGCCUGUCGUUUUUGCAAGAUCUGAGCCCCCACUGGAACAACAACAACAAUUUCAUGGUCAGUCCAUUGGUGUCUCCGAGUCCGUCGUCGUUGGACAUCUUCAAUUUGUUUGACUUUAGUUAAAAAGCUUCCAUUUUGGAGGCUUUAGUAGGACUUUCUUUUAGCUUUCAGACGACAACAUUCACCAAAACCGACGACGACAAUUCCACUCGGCCGGUUAAGAUUAUUUUUGGAUUUUGAUUUUUUUUUUUUUCGUAUUGAUAAUGUAUAAUUUUCUUUAGGCCGUGUAUUUUUGACCGAUUUCUUUUCUUAGAUGAGUGAGUUUGUAGUUUUUUCAUUGUAAAACUGAAACAAAAGAAAAAAAAAAAAAAAAAGGGGGAAUCUUCAAAGCGUGUGAAAGAAAUCCAUGUAAUUACUGCUUAUUUUGGUUGCGAAUUGGAAAUUUGCAAUACUAGUGGCUACUCUCAUGAUCAUUAGAUCAUUUUCAUCCA
Molecule: messenger RNA, 1259 nt
Organism: Morus notabilis
Lineage: Eukaryota; Viridiplantae; Streptophyta; Magnoliopsida; Rosales; Moraceae
Product: protein MKS1
Exons: 1
Coding region: 199-891 (230 amino acids)
Cellular component (GO): nucleus
Source: RefSeq, a predicted model, not a curated record